This is a messenger RNA of Dermacentor andersoni, 774 nucleotides long. Its product is annotated as piggyBac transposable element-derived protein 3-like. NCBI's taxonomy places the organism in Eukaryota, Metazoa, Arthropoda, Arachnida, Ixodida, Ixodidae. The record is from RefSeq and is a predicted model, not a curated record.
AUGACGCCAUCGACUAUCAAGGACCUUGGCACUCCCUUCCAGUUUUUCAAAUUCCUCUGUCCCGUUGAGGUGUUCAAGAUGAUUCGCGAGAAAUCGUUGCGCUACUCAAUUCAGUGUCGUCCUGAAAAGCCUCUCACGGUGAGCGUAGAGGAACUCAAAAGGUUCGUCGGAAUGGCUCUUUACGUGUCGAUCAUUCAGCUGCCAAGCUCCCGAGACUACUGGAGCUCCAGCAUCGGACAUCACAAGGUUGCAGACGUGAUGUGCCUCAACCGCUGGGAAGAACUAAAACGGUUUCUUCACUUCAAUAAUAAUGAGACUUUUGUUGCCCCUGCAGAAAUUGGCCACGACAAGCUACACAAGCUCAGACCCCUCUUGAACAAAUUGCUUGAGCAGCUGAAGAUAAUUCCGCGAGAAGAGAAACUGUGCAUCGACGAGCAAAUUGUUCCUUUCAAGGGACGAAGCUCACUGAAGCAAUACAAUCCGAAGAAACCACACCGCUGGGGAUACAACGUUUUUGCUCUGAGAUGUCUGAGGGAUUUUGAGGUCUUCAGCGGUGCCGCGGAAAAUAAGCAGCUACCAGUGCCCCUCAUCCUCCACCUAAAGGAAAUCGGCAUUCUUGCCAGCGGUACGAUACGAGCCAACGAACUGCUCAAGUGUUGCUUAAAAAGUGACCAAGAACUGAAGAAAGAAGGUCAGGGAAGCAUGGAUGAGAAGGUUUCCACGAAAGGAGACAUUGCUAUUGUGAGAUGGCGCCCUGGCCGCAUGUGGCUGUAG